UGAACCAUCACAUAUUAUAAAUAUCUUUAAAUUUCUGCAUUAUGAAUUAUUGUAAUUAUUAGUUCUUAAUUUGGCUGUUUUGUUUUUCGUAAUGUUAUGAACUGUUUUGCGUCACGCCGCGGUUGCUCCUCCUGAGCGCUGGAGGGCGCUGCGUCUGAUGCGGCUCGUCUCGAAUCGUCCCGUUCUCUGCAGCUGCGCUGUCCAGCACCCAGAGCGUUCAGCACCGCGAGCGGAGGACAGCUCCCGAGCUCCGAGAAAACCGCCGCAGACGCGCUUCAGCCAGCCGGGUCUACAUCCACACGACCAACCGAGUGCCGUGGCCAUGUACGAUGGGGCGAGGGUUCCCUCCCCUGAGGACGCCGCUAAUGGGGUCCCGCUGCAGCCCGAGACCCCCACAGCCACACAUCCCAAAGCUGACGAGGAGCCGGAGGAGGAAGAGGGAGUCCCUGCCGAGCCUGUCCUGGUGAAGAAGGCUCACCGUGAGAUUCUGGACCAUGAGAGGAAGCGGAGGGUGGAGCUGAAAUGCAUGGAGCUUCAGGAGAUGAUGGAGGAAGAGGGAUAUUCCAAAGAAGAAAUCCAGCAGAAGGUCGGAACGUUUCGGCAGAUGCUGAUGGAGAAGGAGGGUGUGAUAACUCGAGAACGUCCACCGGUUAAGCUGCUUCCUGACGGGAAUGAAGAUCAUGUGGAAAAUGCUGUGUAUGUCGAGGGCUAUGAGGAAGACUAUGAUUGUGAUGGAGAAUAUUACGAGCAAGAUUCAGCUGCCUACGACGACUGCAGAUCCAAGAGGAAAUCCAGCAGUUCACCUUCUCCUCGGCCUAAAAAGAGGAAAAAGAAGAAGGCAAGAAGACACAGUCGAGCUGACAGCCCAUCUCCAACCCGCAGAGACAAGAGGAAGAAAAGCGGAAAGAAACACAAGAGAGACAGGUCCACAUCUGGCUCAAGGAGGAAGAGGAGACACAGAUCUGGGAGCCCCAAAAACAAACACAAAGACAAGAACAAACAGAAGAAGAGGUGUUCGGUGGAGUCUCCCAGCAGGAGUUCUCAGCACAGAGGCAGCUGUUGUAGUUCCCGCAGCGGAUCCGUCUCCUCCACCGCCAGCGUCUCUAAAUCACCCAGCAGAUCAAGUACAAAGUGCAGAAACGACAGGCACAAACAGGAAGGAAGUCACUCCAGCCACAGCCCACCGCCGUCCCCCAGCGCUGACCAACCAAUCACGUGGCAGAAUGGGAACCACAGCGUCCGUGUACGCAAUGGCAAAGAUUCAGGAGCCAAUCACAUGGAGGGGAAUAAAGGAAACGAUGAGCUUCGAUCUCUGGCUCCGUCUCCCUCGAGCGCGCAGGCGCAUGCGUCGCCUCAUCUAAGAGGUGCUAAACACCACCCCGACCGUCCCAAGAGCCCCGGAGGACCAGCGGUGCAGGCUGGAGAGGACAGCUGCGCAGACGACAGGCCGGCGAUGGGCAAACCUCUCUCAGAGUCGUCGGGAAGACGCAGCGGGAGGCCAAGGGUUCGAGAGAAGACGUCACACUCGCCGGCGCACAGCAGCGACACUGAGCCACACACUAAGACCAAGAAUCAGAAGAAAACGAAAGGAUCUCAUUCGUCUAAGCGGCACCAUCGUGGGCGCACUCAGAAACGUCACCGGAGCUCCUCUGUGUCACCGGCUCGCCACAAACACACGUCCAAGAAGAAGAAGAGCAAGAGUCACGGGACGGCCCGGCAGAGGAGCAGCUCCUGGAGCAGCGGGAGGUCAUCAUCUCCUGCUCCCUCUAGAGAACACGGAUCCAGCAAGAACAAGUCACCACACGUCCGACAGAACAACUCCAGAGAGAGAAACAGUCCUCAUCACUCGGACGAAGAACGAUCUCGCCGCCGCUCACGCAGCUAUUCUCCCAUCCGCAAGAGACGGAGAGACUCGCCCAGCUUCAUGGAAGCUCGCAGGAUCACCAGCGCACGAAAGCGUCCCAUCCCGUACUACCGGCCGAGCCCGUCCUCUUCCAGCUCGGCCAGCAGCUUCAGCAGCUCCAGUCGCAGCCGCAGCCGCAGCAUCUACAGCUACAGCAGUCACAGCAGCUCCAGCCGCAGCCGCAGUCGCAGUCGCAGCCCCGCGCACAGUUACUACAGACAAAGCAGCUACGACAGCCCCGGAUUCUGAGAGCCAGUGAGAGACCAAACAACAUCGUGCUGGAGAAAACACUGUAUAACAUGCAGAAGGAGAGCAGCGGGUAUCAGGGUUUCCCACCGGUUACAGACACGUUAGCAUGCGAAAAAUGAGCAGAAAUGAUAUUAUGAUGUGUUAAAGGUGAAGUGUGUAAUGCAUUGCAAAAAUGAUUUUCUUACAUAGCAUUUUUGUCUUGUUUUACAGUACAAGUGUAUAUCCAGUGCAAACAUUCUUAGCGCAAAAUACUAUAACUUGAGACGAAAAAAAUCUAAUUUAAGGUGCAAAAGCAUGAUUAUUUUUCUGGCCUCACAUUUUUAAGAAAACAAGACUUAUAUCUUACGUCAUUUUGCUUUUUAAAUAAACUUAGAUUCACUACAAUUUGAUCCAUUUAAUAUAAGAAUAUUUAUAUUGCAAAAUAAGACAAAAACACUGAUAAAGGAAAUCAUUUUUUUGCUGUUUAUUUAUUUUAUUAAUUCACAUUUCUGAUUUAGACUUGACUAUAUUUAAUAAUAUAUUUUAAAGCAAACAUGCUUAUCUUUGUAAUCUGGUGAUUAUACCCUUCACCAUUAACAGGCUUCAUUCAGUCAGAAAGCAAAAACCAUUAUUUAUUUAUUUAUUUUUGGUGACUCAAAUCCACUCUAAAUCCACUUUAAACAGCAUAAAAAGUGCAUAAAAUCUGAUUUCCCCCCAUCCUUUCUUUCCACGGUGAUUCUUAAAAUAAUAAUAAUGAUGCUUAUGAUGUUUUCUCUAUGGUAAACUAUAUAGAUAUAAUGCAUAAACUAGACUGUCUGAACAAACAUAAUGACAUGCAGACGGUCUUGAAGAGUGGAUUUGAGUGUUCAGUGUGAACAAAAGCAUUUAAGGAAGUGAACUGGUAAAUAACUGCAAACUAUAUUUGACAUUACACAAUAAAACACGAGCAGUCUGUACAGAUUAAACACACACACACACACACACUUAUGAUGCUGUCAGCAUUCAGUGUUACAAAUAGAUCCAGUGUCUCUAUUUAAAGACUAAAAGGCCUGAAGAACAAAGAUGAGAUGAGCACUUUUUCCUGAAAUUCUUCCACGCUGCAAAAACAACCAAAAAACUGGGUUAACAACGAGAGACUGAUGUGACGGAGACUAAAACAUGCUCCAAAUCAAGAGACUUCAGACUCAACCUGAUGAACGAAAGCAAGAACAAAUGAUUCGGUUUUACAGUAACUUAUAAUUUGGGUGAAUCUCAUAAAGAAAUGUCCACAUCAUAAAGAAAUAUAUACUGUAUGUCUACAAUGUUUCAUUUAGGCUACUGAAACAUUGGUGGUUUAAAUGGGUUUAAUUAUUAAUUGUUUAACAAUCUUGAUUGUGUUAAUUAUGUUUAAAAAUAUUUUUAAAAUACAUAUAAAAUAUAAUUUUAAUAAUUAUUAAUUAUAAUUAAUAAUUAUAAUUUUUAUAAUUUUAAAUAUAAUUUUAUAUUAUGCAUUUGUUGUUUUAUUUUUUUUUAUUGGGUGGUUUAAAUAUAUAUG
Molecule: messenger RNA, 3665 nt
Organism: Carassius gibelio (silver crucian carp)
Lineage: Eukaryota; Metazoa; Chordata; Actinopteri; Cypriniformes; Cyprinidae
Product: serine/arginine repetitive matrix protein 3-like
Exons: 14
Coding region: 158-2152 (664 amino acids)
Molecular function (GO): mRNA binding
Source: RefSeq, a predicted model, not a curated record